Messenger RNA from Ipomoea nil (Japanese morning glory), 1778 nucleotides. RefSeq lists its product as uncharacterized. The record is from RefSeq and is a predicted model, not a curated record. The transcript has 8 exons. NCBI's taxonomy places the organism in Eukaryota, Viridiplantae, Streptophyta, Magnoliopsida, Solanales, Convolvulaceae. The coding region runs from base 286 to 1278 and encodes 330 amino acids.
AAAGCCCAAAUGAAACGGAAAACAAACCCUAAUACUGUGCUCAAAAUCUUCCCUCGGCCUUCGCUAACGCCUACAGCUUAUAAAUCUUGCUGAAAUAGUGGUAUUGGCUCCAAAGUUCUGUAGAUGAUGGCUGCACUUUCCUCAAGAUUCUAAAGAAGAAGCUAUGAAGCUUUUCCUUAUAUGGAGGUUGUGAGUACAAGUGCAAAAUCCAUACAUAAUUGCAAUGUUUGUAUGAGUCCUUGAUUCUGGUUUGACGCAGAUCAGAUAUAGAUUAUUGCUACCAUUAUGGACUUUCAUCUACCUUUUAAAGUUGGUCAAUCUACAGAAGCAAAAUCUUUCUUGUCGGGAUAUCGUUGUGCAUGGUUUCGGUGCAAGAUAAAGGAGAUAAAGAAGAAGGGUGGAUAUUGGCAUGCCAUGCUGGAGUAUUUUGAUUUUCCAGAUGAAAAGUUAACAUGGAUGAAACUGUCACAAAAGCAGUUACAUCGUGUUGGAAAGUCAAAGGGAACUCAAAGGCAACUGAUGUUGCGGCCUUGCUAUCCACCAAUUUGCAAUGAAAGUGAAAUAUCUAAUGUGAAUUUAGUGCCAGAAGUGAGGGUAAUUGUCCGUGGCAUAUGGCAGGUGGGAGAUUUGGUGGAUUGGUGGACUAGUGACUGUUUCUGGUCUGGAAAACUGACUGAAAUACUUGACAAUGAUAAAGCCAUGAUUGAGCUGACUCCACCUCCCAUUGGCGAAGGUGGAUCUUAUGAAGUGUGUAUCAAAGAUUUACGCCCAACUUUAGAUUGGUCUCAAGAACUUGGUUGGACUCUUCCUACUUCCCUGGAUGGUGAGAAUGGUCAUUCAUGUGCUCGGAUUAUCCAACCUGUCAGUGGAGAUCUUGGUGCCACACUUGAUGAACACACAAUGCAUGGAUCAGAAAGAGAGGUGAGAAGCACAUCAGUGUCGAAUACACCUGUGGUUUUUGAGGAUUCUGGUAACAGGGAAAGUAGUGUUUCUGUUUCUGUUUGUGAUUCUGGUAUGGAUGCUGCUACUGAAGUUGCUGGACUAGCUGCUGAAGACCUGUAUUACAUUGAGUGCCCGUUGAAUAGGCUCAGAACUAGUGGAGGGACCUUGCUAAAUUCCUCCCGGUCUGACACACUGGAAGCUGCUAUUAUGGAUUUGGAGGAAAUGAGAAACAAGGUUAGGUGGAUUAGGCGAAUUUUGGAAUCUGGAAAUCCUCUACCAAAUUCUCAGUCCUCGUGGAAGUUUGUGGAACACCGGGCAUCAUCUACUCCGAAAUGACAGUUUCUGAAAACUUUCAACUUUUUCUUAUGUAUGGCCCUUAAGAAUCACAGCCAUUGUUAUAUUUGUAAUGUCAUGACAUUGCAUUUACAACCAAUGCAAGUUUUGCUAUUUGUAAUGCCAUGACAUUGCAUUUAGAAACCAAUGAAAGUUGUGCUAUUUUGUUCAGGGCACCACUGCCAUUUUUGUGUAUCCAUCCAAGGGAAUAUUGGGAUUUUCGACAUGUACAGUAAGGCAACUAAUCACAUUGGAGGAGAUUCUAUUUGCUCACAACAGUUGGCGAGAAAACGCUACUCGAAUGCUUGCUGACAGCGAGGAUUACUGAGUCGAUACUAUGCUCGUCAGCCUUGUAUUGGUUCCAAAUUAGCCUCAUAAACCUUGAGGUAAAUUUCUUAUAUUUUUUUGUAUAUUGUAAUGACAAAUUGACACUUGAUCACAGUGAAUCUUAGAUUGUAAUUCAAGGUAGAUGAAGUGCUUUAAUGUACUCUCUGUUAGAACUU